UCCCUCAGAAAACAUAUGUUAUAGUUCUCAUUUUUAAUUAUUUUCUUGAAACAGUUGGCGAAAUGAAUUCAAGAUUCAUCCGUUCAAUUUCUUCCUCGAGGUGUGAUGGGAAGAGUGAAAAUGAAAUGAAUAACGGCGAUGAAGAGAGUAGUAAACACCCUCUUGUGAGUAUUUUAAGUACGCGUGGAGGAGAUGGACACAAUAGCUACUCCGCGAACUCUCUUCUUCAGAGAAGAGUUUUAUCAAUGACCAAGCCCAUCCUGGUUAAAAACACUAUAGAAAUGAUGACAAACUUGGAAUUUCCUGAAUGCAUUAAACUAGCCGAUUUGGGCUGUUCUUCAGGACAAAACACGUUCUUGGUGAUGUCUGAAAUCGUUAACACAAUCAAUGUAUUAUGUCAAGAAUGGAACCAAAACCCGCCGGAGAUAGACUGCUGUCUGAACGAUCUCCCUAAUAACGAUUUCAACACGACUUUCAAGUUCCUAACCUUCUUCAACGAUAAGCUCACAAGCAAAAUACCAUGCUUUGUCUCUGGAGUACCUGGUUCCUUUUACUCAAGGCUCUUUCCUCGCAAGAGUCUCCAUUUCGUUCAUUCAAAUUACAGUCUUCAUUACCUCUCUAAGGUUCCUGACGGACUGGAGAAGAAAAAGAUGAGUCUGUACAUAACAAGCUCAAGUCCUCCAAGUGAAUACAAUGCUUACAUUAAUCAAUUCCAAAGAGAUUUUACGGCAUUUCUAAGAAUGCGUUCUGAAGAAAUGGUAUCUAAUGGACGCAUGGUUCUCACAUUAAUUGGCAGAAAGACUCUUGAUGAUCCACGAUAUAGAGAUUGUUGUCAUUGGUUGACAUUGUUAUCCGAUUCUCUCUGUGACCUAGUCUUCGAGGGUCUUGUGAGUGCAUCAAAGGUGAAUUCGUUCAAAGUACCGUUUUAUGAUCCGAACGAAGAAGAAGUGAAAGAAAUUAUUAGAAAUGAGGGUUCAUUCAUGGUAAACAACUUGGAGCCACAUGUGUUUGAUCUCGGUCUUAGUAACGAAGAAUAUGGCUUGCAAUCAGAUAAAGCUAAAGCAGGGGAAAAAGAAGCUAAUUGCAUAAGAGCAGUGACUGAAAUGAUGCUUGUAUCUCACUUUGGAGAUGCCAUUAAUAUCGAUACAUUGUUUGAAAAAUAUGCACAUCAUGUGUCGCAGCAUGCUAGCUGCAAGAAAAAAACAUCUGUCAGUCUAGUCGUUUCAUUGAUUCGGAAAUAAAAUUUUAUUAUGCAACCCGUGUGAUGUGGCCAUUGUUAAAUCCAUAUAAAAGACCGACAAAAAUAAAAUAAACUUUUGAAUA
Molecule: messenger RNA, 1323 nt
Organism: Brassica rapa (field mustard)
Lineage: Eukaryota; Viridiplantae; Streptophyta; Magnoliopsida; Brassicales; Brassicaceae
Product: salicylate/benzoate carboxyl methyltransferase
Molecular function (GO): methyltransferase activity
Source: RefSeq, a predicted model, not a curated record